UUCUCAAAUGUCAGCAGCCAGUAGCUGUCCUGCUCCUCUCCUGAGUACAUCCGAGAGCCCAAUGGAGAAUUUGGAAGAAAAUCUAAAUAAACUUAAAUUGUUAGAAGCCCCAACCGGUGGUGAUUCUUGUGUAGAUGAUGAAGAUGAAAAAGCUACACUUAAACCUCGAUUUUCUCCUCUUCCAAGAAGACGUAGUUCUGUGUCUUCAGAUGAUGGAGAUAUUGAACCACCAACAUCGAUAGCAAGAAAAGUGUCCUUUGCAGAUGCAUUUGGUUUUGAUCUAGUAUCUGUUAAAGAGUUUGAUACUUGGGAUGUGCCAAUUGUGUCUCAAAUCAUCGAAGCAGAAACUGUUCAAGUAGAGGAAUUUAUGUUUAUACCAAGCUUUGUACUACCUUCAGCAGAUGGAAUGAUAGAGAAACUACAAGCAAAAAAAGUACUUCUAGAAUCUGUGGACUUCAUAUCGGGGACAACCUGUAUGAAGGGAAUUAUUAGAGUUCUAAAUGUGUCUUAUGAGAAACAAAUAUAUGUGCGUAUGUCACUUGAUGGAUGGCAGAGCUAUUAUGAUCUUUUAGCAGAGUAUAUUCCAGACUCUUGUACUGGGGACACUGAUCAGUUUUUCUUCAAUAUCUCAGUGGUGGCACCUUAUCAAAAGGAUGGAGCAAAAGUUGAGUUCUGUAUAUGUUAUCACACAGCAAUUGGUAAAUUUUGGGAUAACAAUGAUGGACAAAAUUACAUCUUGACAUGCAAAAAGAAAGUACAAACAAUGUCACAAUCGGAUAGCUUGUCUGAAGAUCUCGCAGACAGAUUAAAGAAAAGUUGUUUAAAACCAGUGGCAAGCAAAGAAGAUGAAGCGGAUGACUUGGAUGAAUUUGAAACAAAGAACUUCAGAGCGACAGAGAUAUUCAUCCCUACGAUAAUUUGCUCGCAGGAUGAUGUUACUGAAGAUGAUAAGGAUGAAAAGACUGAUAAUAACAGAGAACAAAACAAUGGAUCAGAAAAUGAGCUGGAACUGUUUCUAAGUCAACAUUACACAAAAACAAGCAUCACUUCAUCAGAAGAUAAAAAUGAUAGUGAGGUGCCAGAACAAGCUAGUUUUUCAAAUGGAGGAGAGAUAACUGAGCCAGUUGAAUUUUUUGAAGACAAUAGUUCCAGAACUUUUGCGCAAAGUGAACAAACAGCAUCAGACCAGCUUACACAGGAAUCUGAACAUUUAGAUAAAACUGAAAUAAUACCUACAGUGAAAGAUGCAUUCCACUUGAAGGAAAUUAAGGAAUUUGGAGGUACUUUGACUGCUGAUGACCAUAAUUUAGGAGAUUCUAAGGAUUUACCUCAAGACUACAUGCACAAAACUGAAGACAAUGAAGAGAUUCAUUCUCAUGACUUACAUGAACAAAGCUUUGAAUUGAUAAAACCGUACCUGGAAGAUACAGGCCCACCACCAGAAAAUGAAGAAACAGAGACCCUAAGUAUUAGCAAAAUAGACAAAAGCUCAAUUAAUGUAUGUGACAAGAAAACAGAAACAUCCACUGUUGCACAAAUGGAGUGCUUACAAUCACAAGGAUUACUGGAUGACAAUGCUAACCCAAGUUUUAGUCACAACGCUGUACAUGUUUCAUAUUUUUCAAAAAAUGGUACUGAGAAAACAGUUUUUGGGCAAACAGAAAUUUCUGAUAUAAUGAGCAAGGAAUAUAAGGAUAGUACUUCUAAUAUUCUACAAGAGGCUAGUGGUUUCCAACUGCUAAUUAAAGACAAUGAGCAUUCACAUAAAGACGAAGAGUACAGCAUACUUUCCCAAGAUCUGGAAUGUGAACAAGAGUUUGAGAACAAUGAUGGUGGUGUCAAAAGUACUACAGGUUGGCCUGGAAAUAUGUCACUUUUAGGUGAAAACACAAACAUAUGGAAGGAAAAGCCUGAUGCACAUAUAAAAAUGGCAAGUGCAACUAACAUUUGUAGGGAAGAAUUAGAAAUAAUGCAUGAAAUAAAGCCCUUUGAAUCAGUAUUGGAUAAAAACCACAAAAAAGACAACAGAGAGGAAGAGGACUUCUCCAAUUUCCAAACUGAAAAGGUGUCAAUAUCCAAAUCAUGUUAUGGUUCACUAAGUGAUAGUACUUCUGAAUCCACACUCUAUAAUUCUCAAAAUGUCAAAGCUUAUCCAAGCUAUUCUGAUGAGAACUACAGGAAAGAAGAACACCAUUUUAAAAAUCCAUUAUUAGAGGAACAUGUAAAAGAUCUUACAAGCCAUGAAGAAGAUGACACAUGUAUGUAUAGCAAAGAGGAAUUCACAGAACAAGAGGGUAUUCAGGGUACUCACCAUGAACUAUCUCAGACCAAUGUUCCACCAGUCGAGUUGCAUCCAGCUAUUAAUACAGAUGAAUACAAGUCAUGUGCAAGUAAAAUAACAUCAGAGAGUCCUGUAAGUCAAAAGAAUCCAAGAGAGAAAGUCAUCAUUGCUGUGCUAACAGAAGAACAAAGCCUUUGUAAAGUGCAAACUCUAAGAGAAGAUUUCAGUAAAGAAUGUGAUACAAAUGUCUAUCAACAACAGGAUGUAUGGGCAACAAAACAACUGGAUGUAAGCACAGGUACUGCUUUGCACAGGAAAGAUAAAGAUUUAGAAGUAAAUAUUUGUUUCAAUUCAGGACUUACCAAAGAACCAAAAAAAGAAGGAACAGAGGACAUUGAGUUGUGUGUUGAUGAAAAUCCAAAAGGUGUUAUUGAAGACAUGUAUAAAGAGACAAGUUUGUGUGAAUUAAGUAGUUUGUGUAAAGAAAAUGUAAUUCAUGAAGGUGCUAAAGUUGACCAGUGUAUAUUUUAUGCUGAUAAUGUGCGAGAUAGGUUAAAAAAACAUGGUGAACUUGAUGUACGGUAUACAGGUCUAGAUAACCCCAGUGAUCAACCAAGAAGCAGUUUUUCAGAUACUAGUGUAGUAACUGAACAACUGUCUAAAAAUUUUAAUGAGGAUCCAGUUCAUGAGAAGGAAGUAGAAUGCAUGUUUUCAGAAAUGCCUUCUGUAGAUAACCCCUCAUUCACUGCAGAUGGAACAGUCAGCUUAGACUCGAAAAGGGAGGAUGUAUUUAUUGGGCCAUCUAUUUUUAUAAGUGAGCCUGACGAUGAAUUGGAAUCUCAAGGCUUAGAGCCUGAAGAACAGAACGAUUUAGGUGAAACCACAAAAUGUGAAUCUGAUGAUAAACCCCUUCCUGUACAGGCAAAUGCUUCUGAUAAUGUAUCCCCCGAUCUGUUGUCUCUCAGUCAUGUAAGUUCCAAAGUGCUUUGUUUUUUAAUGUUUGUUGUAUUUGCUGGUCUGAUGUACCAUUAUGAUUUCCUGGUUUGCUUUGCUCUUUAUCUUUUCUCAUUAUACUGGUUAUACUGGGAAGGAGACAGGAGUCCAAAGCCAGUCAGAAAAGAGUAGGCGUACAUCAGUAAUGGAUUAGCUAUAAUAUUUUACUACAAGAAAGCAGACAGUCUUGUUGACAGUGUUCCUCUUACAAAAACAAGAUGCUAAGUUUGGCUCUUCGUGAAAUCAUUCUAUGACAAAGGACCAUAGAUAAAAGCUCAUGGCAAGUUAUUUGGACUUUAAUUCGUAAGCAAAGGCUUCCAUAUUUUUGAAGUAAUUUCCUUGCUCCUCUCUGUUUAGUAAAUAUUUAAUUGUUUUUGUUAUAAUGUGUGUUUUGUAAAGAGAUCGGCAUUACUUAAUGUUUUCUUUUUCUUUUCUUUUUUCCGUUGGGACAGCAUGUUUGAUCUAUGUUCUCAGUUCCUUCCAUUUUAUUUUGAUUGUGUGGUAUCAAGUUUUCUUUCCUCUUUUUGCAUUGUCACUUAGGUAACACAGCUUUAUAAAGAUAAUGUCAUGUUCUUUGUGUAAGUGCUGUCAAAAUAGCAUUGCUACUUCAAUGAACAAUUGACAGACUGAUGGAUUGAGCUUGGGAAAUAUUGUUGCAAAGACUCACAAUGAUUUAUAAGAGGAAUUGCACUAAAAAUGGCUGAUUGUCCAAUUUACAUGUAUCUGCAUGACAAGAUAUAGAAGUGCAACUAUAGGUACAACGUUGAGAGGAUUACGGAUUUAUCUAGUGGGUCUUAACCAAUUCAGUGCCAUGUUUGUGAGCUAUGCAUGGUUCAUUCCAUUGACAUUGAAGUGGUUAAGUGUUUUUUUUUUUUAGUCAAUGCAACUAGAGCUGGUAAUUUACUACAGUUUUGACAGCAAUACAAUUGUUACUGUGUUUUUCCAAAGUGUUGUUGAAAACGUCAUCUAUAUUACAUUUGAAUAAAAACAACAAAAUAAACAUAGCUCAGAUGCA
Pelobates fuscus (common spadefoot toad) is the source of this 4289-nucleotide messenger RNA. It is a transcript of the gene PPP1R3A, whose product is annotated as protein phosphatase 1 regulatory subunit 3A. Gene Ontology annotation, biological process: regulation of glycogen biosynthetic process. Gene Ontology annotation, cellular component: protein phosphatase type 1 complex. The coding region runs from base 8 to 3406 and encodes 1132 amino acids. Gene Ontology annotation, molecular function: protein phosphatase 1 binding; glycogen binding. NCBI's taxonomy places the organism in Eukaryota, Metazoa, Chordata, Amphibia, Anura, Pelobatidae. The record is from RefSeq and is a predicted model, not a curated record. The transcript is spliced from 4 exons.